This is a messenger RNA of Durusdinium trenchii, 1243 nucleotides long. NCBI's taxonomy places the organism in Eukaryota, Dinophyceae, Suessiales, Symbiodiniaceae. The record is from the annotation of a GenBank genome assembly.
GCUUAAAGGAUCGUUCCUUCGAAGAGCUCUUGGCCUCGGAGGAGCAAGCACGCUUCCAGAGCUUCAUUGAGAAGUCCACCGCUUCCGCUGUGGACCGAGAUGAAGAUUCAGGACCUCCUUUGUGCUUGAGGCUGUCCUUGCGGAGUGCGGCGGGCAUCCGGGUGGGUGCCGACGUCUAUCAUGUCCCGGUGCCAAAGCUCUUCGGGGCUGGACAACCAUACCACUUGAUCGCCUUUAAGGAGGAUCCUGAGGCGCGACCGCAGCCAGAUGCUUCAGAGGAUGCGGUGCCUAAGGAGCUUCUGCAUAGCUGGGAGACUCAAGGGAACGGAUGGACGAGCAGAAGCGCAGCAUCCAUGGUGAGCAGCGGAGGACGCAGUUCCUGCCAUGUCUGUCCGGAGUUGGAACAGAUCACCUUGCUGAUCGAUGUGGGGACCGAGUGUCAGGAUGUGCCACAAGCGCACUUGAGCUUCGAGCGACGCGAGGCGGAGGGUGAGAGCCACAUGCCGAGCUUGAGAAAGCUGGUGAAGCCGACGGACUGGCCAAAGCUCAGCGCAUCAGUGAGGAGAUUCGUCCAGCGGGCGCUGGAACGUCCGAACGUGCCGCCCAAGACGCUGAAGAAGUUGGCGCUGCAACUCCCAAGCCAGAAGGGAUGGGUCCUGGCAGAGGAGGCGACCAUGCACCAAAUCCAGAACUCGCAGAGGGUCUGGCUCCAUCUGAAGGGCUUCCGCCCUGAGAAGUCUGUGCGAGUCAGCUCAUUGAAUCUCAUCGAAGAAACCGUGACCCGACCGAUGCGCAGUCGAUGCGCACGGGGCAGUCGAGACGGAGACGACGGAGCGGACGAGGCGGAGCGGUGUCGUUUCCCCGCGGAGAAGGUCUUUGAGGGUGGGGGGUGAGUGGGGUUCAGGAACAAUGAAGCGUGCGUGAGGUGGACGCGAGGACGUCAGAUGGAGGUGUCCAGAAACACCUCCCCACCUGAAGCGCAGCUUCUCAAUGUGACUUGCAUUUGUAUUCGGCGUAGUGAUUUUCCUGUGUGACUUGUGCGAAACUGUUUGAACCAGCCUCCCACAAAAGGCUUCAGCAAGGUCGGGUGGUUCUCUCAAAAUCACCAUCGACUGAGCUCCCAUUUGGGCCAAUUCGGGAUGCGAGGCUUCGAUCGAAGGCAUGCGAAAACGGAGCCGCUGGGACCCUACCGGGUGCCACGGGACUUUUGGGCCUACAUGAGGAUGGUUUUGAGAUGUUUUCA